Messenger RNA from Kwoniella mangroviensis CBS 8507, 1503 nucleotides. RefSeq lists its product as uncharacterized. The record is from RefSeq and is a predicted model, not a curated record. The coding region runs from base 1 to 1503 and encodes 500 amino acids. Lineage: Eukaryota; Fungi; Basidiomycota; Tremellomycetes; Tremellales; Cryptococcaceae. The transcript has 4 exons.
AUGCCCAAGCAUACCCAAAACCAGCUUGAAGAGACGAAAUCCAAAUCACUUGAUAUCCUACCUGAAAAUUUAUUCAUAUGGUCCAAGUCUGGGUCUGAGUCUGUUUCCAACGAAGAUGAUUCCAAUCAAAUCGAUAUUGAUGCUUUACCAAUUGAUCAACUAAUCAGUGUAGUUCCCAAAUAUUUAUCGUUAACCCAAGAAUCAAUGUCUCAAACCGGUCUUAGAGGACAAUUAAUGACGUACGAUAAUCACCUGAGCCUAAGCGGUGACAAGGAGGUAACAGACGAGAAUGAAUUUUUGAAAUUAACAUAUACUGAAUCUGCCUUAUUUGCAUAUACGAAAGAUCUAUUUAAUGAUCCUUGGAAUGUGAAGAGAUUGCAGGAUGAGACGUUCGAUAGUCAAAAAUCUGAAUUUGACCAGUUGAUGAAUAGUCAAGAGGAUAGGGGAUUGAGAGGUAUGAUGAAAAAUUGGAAAAGAGGUGUGGAAAUGAAUUAUGAACUAAGAUGUCAUCGAUCAAAUUUGAAAUCACAUAAGGAAUUUGUUAGUCUCUUACCUGUCGGUACGGAUAGGGAAGAAAAGCUCAAGAGAGAGAAAAGUGAGAGGAUGAUGAGAGAUAGAUCUAGACAGAUUAGGGGAUUGGAAGAUAAGGUGAUCAAUAUGAGGAGAUCGGUUGAGAGAGAUAUAGAGAGGGUUGGAAACGGGAGUGAGGCGUGGGGAUGGCCUGAGGAUAUAGAUGAUUGGAGAGAUAUGUUAGAUCGGUUGAACAGAGAGGCGACUACUAAGCAAGAUGAUCCGGUGUUGACAAGUCCAUGCGGAGGAGCGAAUGACAUUGUGUUCGACAAGGGGGAAGAGAAGACGAUGGUGGAUCGGGUCUCAGAAGGAAAUACCACUGGACUGUCCUCUGGUCUGGAUAAAGCUCGGGAUAGUGGUCUUGAUACCAAUGAUGGAAAAACAGAAGUUCAUACCCCUCGGGAUCUUGGUGGAACAGCCCUUGGACCUCAAUUGAUUACCAGGAACAACAUGACUGAAUGGGAUCACGAAAAAGGGGGAUGGAAGAAGCCCUGGGAAGAGAAGAAAGGUGCCACAUUGAUAUCCGAGUCUGAAACAGCCGCGGACAACUCGGAUAACCAAGUGUUCACCAUAGUGAGCAAUAGAAAGGAGAAACAGAAGAAGAACAAAAUCAGUAACAACAGUGAACAGAGACAGCGUUGUCAAAUCGAGCCUAUGACAGGUAGGAGUGAUGACCUUUCAUACCGUGUCAAAACUGGUAAAUCAAUGGGAAGUCGUAAAACCCGAACUUCCACUGCAAGUAUGCCACCUACGCAACCUAUCUCAACCGCGCUCAAAGAGCACCCCGAGAUGAAUGCAAAUGACGACAAGCCAAACGACCUUGAUGAUCUGGUAGAGAUUGCUCAUGAUCAAUCCGAUCAAGAUACCGCAUCAUCCGAUCGUGCUGAUUUACGUGCCGUUGAGCUCAUUUGGAAGCCUGGCGUCGAAAAGUAA